Messenger RNA from Pelobates fuscus (common spadefoot toad), 5701 nucleotides. It is a transcript of the gene TUT4, whose product is annotated as terminal uridylyl transferase 4. The transcript is spliced from 31 exons. Lineage: Eukaryota; Metazoa; Chordata; Amphibia; Anura; Pelobatidae. Gene Ontology annotation, molecular function: nucleic acid binding; RNA uridylyltransferase activity; zinc ion binding. The record is from RefSeq and is a predicted model, not a curated record. The coding region runs from base 522 to 5057 and encodes 1511 amino acids.
UGCGCGGCGGACAUGGCGGCCGUGUGAACUGUGUGUUCGGGGCCUGCACAGCGGGAAGAGCCGGACAUGGCGGCCCCGCGCACGCUUCGCGCUUAGCGCCCACCGGGGGGCAGUUACCCGUCGCGGCCUAGCGAGCCCCGGUCUCUGGUAGGCGCCCUGCCUGCGUGGGCCCGGGCUUGUUUUGAGGAGAGCUCGAGGACCGGGAGGGGGCGGCCUGGAGGUGUGUCUGUGUUUACAGUGUGAGUUCUGUCCAGCUGCUGGGACUACACGGGCAGCACUGUGGCUGAGCAUCAUGGGAGCUGGAGUCCAUAGCAGGGAGAAAUGAGCAAAGUGGCUUCCAGCUUUUAUUACAAUAAAAAAGAACUUUGCAUUUUGUGAAGAAACAGUGAUAUGUAAAAGAUUGAAGGUAACAAUUACGUGGGUCCGCUGUGCUGUGUAUGGAUUUUAAUGCUCUGUUUUGAUUUUAUAAAACAUUGAUCCCAUGGUCUGAAGAAAGGAGCAGGGGUGGGGGAAAAAAAGAAAUGGAAGGUUCCUCAAAGCCAGCCAAUCAUGAGUCAAGGAAGCCUCUGGCCCGUACAAGCCAUGGAGAAAUUAGAGGGGUGCGUGUGGUGACCAACCAGAAGCACAAACACAGAGGGGACAGCAAAUUGGUCAGAGAUGUCGAAGUAAGCUCCCUGAAUAUGGAUAAGGGAAAGCAGAAUGAGCCCCGUGGUGCAGUUUGGGGAGAUGUGUCCCCCACCAAAGACUGCGCAGCUUCUAAUGCUACUGGGUUAAAGGACUCGGAAUUGAAUCUACAGGAAGGUCAGACAAGAGCCAAGUUAUAUUCACCACAAGCUGGGAGCAUCAAGCAACUGCGAGCAGCAAAGGCAGAGCCAAGCCCCCUGAAAUCAAAGGAGCCUGAAGAGAGCACCAGAAAGCAGAAUCCAAAUGGUGAACUCAAGGAACUACUUUUAGUGAAUGGUCCAAUAAGAAGCAUCAACCCAUCAGCUGUGAUGGAGGACAAAUCUGAUGGUCAGCAGAAGACCCCUGUCCUACCCAGCACAAUGAAUAAAACGUCUGGCCAAAGCCUUGGCACAGAGAGAAUCAAUGGUGACGCCAAGACUACAGGAGAAUCUACACUGGCAGAACAAGAAUUGGGACUGAAACAGGCGGAAGAGCGGCUGCAGAGGGAUUGUAUCUACCGUCUAGUUAGGAGAUCGCCUGACUUCCCCAGCUACCAGUAUCUGUGCAGACUCUGCUCCAUUCACAUCGAAAACGUCCAAGGAGCACACAAGCACAUAAAGGAGAAACGUCACAAAAAGAACAUACUGGAAAAACAGGAGGAGAAUGAACUGCGGUCACUACCCCCUCCAACCAUGGCACAGAUAGAUGCUAUUAGUGUAACCUUGAUAGAUACUGCAAAAGAAUAUGGAAUAUCUCAGGAGGACUUUAUUUUACGUCAGGACAUUAUGAACAACAUGGAGAAAAUUAUCCAAAUGAAGUUACCUGAAUGUUCUCUAAGAAUGUAUGGCUCCUCCUUGACCAGAUUCGCCUUGAAAACAAGUGACAUUAAUAUUGAUGUUAAGUUUCCCCCCAAGCUGACCCAGCAAAAUGUUCUAAUAAAAGUACUUGAGAUUUUGAAAAACUGUACUUGUUACACAGAUGUAGAAUCGGAUUUCCAUGCAAAAGUCCCUGUUGUGUUUUGCAAUGAUAAAAACAGUGGGUUAACAUGCAAAGUGAGUGCUGGGAACGAGACUGCAUGCCUUACCACAGAGUUGCUGACUGCCCUUGGUAAGCUGGAGCCGGUCCUCACUACGCUGGUGGUCGUGUUCCGAUACUGGGCCAGGCUGUGCCAUAUAGAUUCUCAGAUGGAAGGUGGGAUCCCGUCUUACUGUUUUGCCUUAAUGGUGGUGUAUUUCCUUCAGAAAAGACCAUCACCAAUACUACCAGCAUACCUGGGAUCCUGGAUCGAAGGUUAUGACUCCAGGAAGCUUGAUGAAUACCACUUGCAGGGAGUGUCUGAGGGAAAGUACGUGGAUUGGGAACACAAGCAACCAAGCCCUACUGACAGCAAGAAUUCAUUGACAGUGGAUACUGGCAUUAGGGCUGAUCUGAACCACAGGAAAGCUGGAUUAGAAGGAGAGAAUGGGAAGAACAAAGUCAAGCAAAGAAGGAGCCCCUUGGUGUUUGAACAGACUUGCCAGGUGGUGGUUGGACAGCUAUGGUUGGAGCUGCUAAAGUUUUACACACUGGACUUUGGCGUUGAGGAAUAUGUGAUUAGCGUGCGUGUCCACGAUGUGUUAUCCAGGGACAACAAGAACUGGCCCCGAAGGCGGAUAGCCAUUGAAGAUCCUUUUGCUACAAAGCGGAAUGUUGCCAGAAGUCUAAACAGUCAGAUGGUGCACGAGUACAUUCAGGAGCGCUUCAGAGGGGCCUACAGAUAUUUUGCGUGCCCACAGAGCAAAGCACGGAAUAAAUCCAGAUUGGAUAUUAGGAAGAAGGGCAAGCUGCACAGGUUGUUAAAGCCAAGGGAUCAUUUGGUUAACGGCAGCCUUAUAGAUGACGAACCUUGUGAUACAAUGGAACAGGAUGAAACUGGAAAAGAUAUGCUGGAAUGCAAUGGCCCAGUCCAUUGGGGGCAAUGUAAGGACGAAGGAGACCUGUCAGAUGAACUUGUAAGGGACAUAGAUGAGUCGGACUCUGAUUCAGACAUUCUCUCCGCCAUUGCAGACUUUGAAAAUACUACUGAAAAUAGGUGCAACUCACGGUCUCUGGAAGCUAAUUGCUUGGACAGCUGCACUAAUGCUACCUCGCUCCAUCAUGAAGCCCUUAAGGAUGAAGGAAGCCUCAGUGAGGACGAUUUAUACUAUGUCUUUGACAAGUUUAUUUUGACUUCUGGGAAGCCUCCCACCAUAGUCUGCAGUAUCUGCAAGCGUGAUGGGCAUUCUAAGGAGGACUGUCCUGAGGAUUUCAAAAAAAUUGAGCUGAAGCCUUUGCCACCUAUGAAUGAUAUAUUCCUAAAUAUUUUGGAUAGCGUGUGCAGGCGGUGCUAUGAAAACCUCUCUCCAAAUCCUUGUGAGCAACAAAAUAGAGAGCAAAUCCUUGCGUAUUUGGAAAGGUUUAUCCGUAAAGAGUUUAAUGGAAACGCCAGAUUGUGCUUGUUUGGCUCAUCUAAAAAUGGUUUUGGGUUCCGGGACAGCGACCUUGAUAUCUGCAUGACCCUUGAAGGCCAUGAAAACGCAGAGAAGCUUAACUGCAAGGAGAUAAUUGAAGGUCUGGCUAAAGUUCUUAAAAGGCACCCAGGGUUAAAAAAUAUAUUGCCCAUUACAACAGCCAAAGUCCCCAUUGUGAAGUUUGAGCAUAAAGAGAGCGGAAUGGAAGGGGAUAUCAGCUUGUAUAAUACUCUGGCUCAGUACAACACAAGAAUGCUUGCUACGUAUGCAGCCAUUGACCCUCGAGUGAAAUAUCUGGGAUAUGCUGUGAAAUUCUUUGCCAAGCGUUGUGACAUUGGCGAUGCCUCCAGGGGGAGCUUGUCGUCUUAUGCCUACAUUCUGAUGGUGUUAUAUUUUCUUCAGCAGAGGAACCCUCCUGUUAUCCCAGUGCUGCAGGAGAUUUAUGAUGGACAAGAAACGCCAAAGAGAAUGGUGGAUGGCUGGAAUGCCUUCUUCUAUGAGAACACUGAAGAUCUGAGAAACAGAUCCCCUUUCCUUGGGCAAAACAAGGAAUCUGUAGGUGAGCUUUGGCUGGGCUUCCUUCGAUUUUACACGGAGGAAUUUGACUUUAAGGAAUAUGUCAUCAGCAUUCGCCAGAAGAAACUUCUAACCACCUUUGAGAAGCAGUGGACUUCAAAAUGUAUUGCAAUUGAAGAUCCUUUUGACCUAAAUCACAACCUUGGAGCAGGAGUCUCUAGAAAAAUGACUAUUUUCAUCAUGAAGGCGUUUAUUAAUGGAAGGAAACGAUUUGGUACUCCGUACUACCCGCAUCCUGGUCAUGAAGACGAAUACUUCUUUGACUCAAAAGUCCUAACAGAUGGAGAGCAUGCACCCAAUGACCGUUGCUGUCGAGUCUGUGGGAAGAUUGGGCACUACAUGAAAGAUUGCCCUAAACGCAAGAGGAUUAAAAAGAAGGAAAAUGAGAAAGAUGACGACCGGGACAUAAAGGAGGAUGAUAGAGAUCACCGGGAAAAGAGGUGUUUUACAUGUGGGGACGUGGGGCAUGUGCGAAGGGACUGUCCUGAAAAUAAUCCGAUCCGGCAAAAGAACAUGCUGACUUCCCAGCUGUUGCAUAGCCUAAUCUCCCCACAGCCAGUCCUCGCAUCAUUGCAACAAUUGGAACGUCCUUCGUGUCCAAGGCAACCCUCUGACUUGUCUGAAUCCCAUCAUUCAUCUUACUCUCCGCAGCCUCAGCCAUUCCAGCAAAAUUCCAUGAAUCAAAAGCAGCAGAACAAGCAUGGUGCGCAGAAACCUCACCAGGUUCCGAGGCCGGCGUUUAAUUUCCAACACACACCCCAUUACUCUGCUCUGCACAACUUGGGAUUACUCUCGUUGCACCCCCAAAUUAUUCCUAAUAACUCUUGGCCAAUCCACAAUCCAAUGCUUCAGUCUUCUGUGAAGCCACCUCAUUCUGGUGUCAAAUUCUCAGCUAGAUCAGGCAGCAGCAGUCCCUCCACUAACCAGAGCGCUAUAAAUCUGAAUGACCCCAGUAUCAUCUUUGCUCAACCUGCAGCCAGAUCGCUGGGUGCUCCAAACACCACCCGCGAUGGACUCUGGCACAACUCUCAGAAUCCCAACUCACUUAUGAGCAAUGGCACAGUGGGUAGCACAGAUCAGGGAUUUCAAGGGCCCUUUGGAAAGCCUUCUCCACCUUGGGAGCAUGGAAAUGCUCCACACUACCCUCUAAUUCAAGGAUCGUUGCCUUAUAAUUUGCCCCAGAAUUUAUUGCAUCAAGGGGCAGGCAGCUAUCAUUCCAAGGCUUAUUACCCACAAGCUGCCUCCCUUAUCCAAAAUGGUAACCAGUUCCCAUUGUUAUCACAAGGGCAUCCACAUCUAAAAUCAAGCUACAUCCAUCAAAAGAAGUAAAUCUCAAUGAAGAAUCCUUCAGCCGCCGUGGAGCUUUUAUUUUUAUUUUUUCUUGCUACUCAUGAGACCUUGUGAAGUCAUCCAUAAUAUGGACAGAAGAGAGCAGGGCACUUGGGACACCAGGACUUUUAACUUGUACUAUUUUGUACAUAUGUAAAAUUUUGUUUUACUGGAAUCAUUCCUUUGAGUGAUGCUAAUUUCUUUUAUUUCAUUGCCCCAUUUUAAGGGGAGUCUUGCAUAAUAUCCCAAUGAAAAGUGAAAAAAACAGGGGAAUGGGCAAUUAAGUCCUUAAAUAGAGAGCUUUUUUAAAAUAGUUCUUUAUUUUCUAUUAGCUUUGUUCAUAAUUCAGCUGCUUCAAGCUCUCUAUAAAUGUAUAUAUUUUAGUUAUAAAAGAGGAUUUAAAAAGAAAAAUGUAAUUUUUUUAAUGUCUUUUUAUUUUGCUCUGGAGCAGGUGCCAAAAAUAUUUUAAUGCUGAAGUCUUUCUUUGGUACCAGUGAAAAGGCUGUUUUAUCAGAUUGUGCCCCAUGAAGUGAAAGAAGAAAAGAAAAAAAAAAUACUUUUUUUAUUGAAAUGAAACUCCAAGCUGCAAAUUGUAACAUUUGAUAAAUUGGUUUCUUCAUUUUUAAUAAAACUGAGAAUACAAA